AAAUUAUCCAAUAACUGCGUGAAGUAGGGAGAUUCGUCAGAGAUGAGCGACUCACAAGACCGUGACACAAGUGUUGUUUGGUAAAUAUUACACUCGAUAUCAUCGCGAAAGAAGAAUAACCUUUCACUUAGCCAUUCAUACAAGGUUUCGCAACUAUUUCUUUCGUUUCUGAAACGAAGUUAUUUCGUAUUCGGUUUCUUGUUUAAUCUUUCACUUUUUGUGACCCUAAUAGUUGAAAACAACAAACUAACACUGGCUCUGAUUUCAGCGCCAUACAUUAUGCGACUUUAAAUAGAGUAAAUAACAAGUAUGGAAAAUACGUAAGAAUCAGAUUAUUCAGUUUUAAACAUCGCCUCUCUCGCUUUUAACUUUCUAGACAAAAUAAAUAACAGAUCAACGGGAAAAUACCGUACGUUGAUUGGUCAAAACAUAGUGACGUCAAUUCUCGGAAACGUAAGGGGACUCCCCAAAACAUCAUGUGAAAGCUAAAAAUUGUCACUUGCCUCGACACUCAACUGAAACGUAAGCGCCACAGAGUACAGAAGUCUCUUCCAUUUGAAACAAAGGCUUAAGAUUUUUUCACUACAAAGUCGCAGUACCUUUACUCAGGACAUUAUUCCACAGCAAUUUCAUGAUGCCAGCGGAAAGACUUCGGCUUCGCGCAUGGAUUGAAAAACAAGCAGACAGUGGAAAGCUACCGGGUCUCGAGUGGGACGACCGAGAGAAAGGCAUCUUUAAAGUAUCGUGGAAGCAUGCCUCAAGGCAGUGCUGGUCCUACCCUAAAGACGCCUGCGUCUUCGAAGGUUGGGCCAUACACAGUGGUCGCUACAGGAAAGGACACGACAGACCUGAUCCGCGGCGUUGGAAGGCGAAUUUUCGAUGUGCUCUGAACGCCCUCCCGGAUAUCGUCGAGCUUCCAAAUCAAGGAAUAGCACGAGGCCAAGACGCUUAUAAAGUCUAUCAGAUAGUGAAGAAAACAGCCAAGAAAGACUUACAUAACAAACGACAGAACAAGGGUGAGUAGCGUGCGUGAAGUUCAGUUUAUAAACGACCACGACGCUUAGCAGCUGCGAAUUUACUAAAAUUAUACAAGUCCAGAAUGCUUAUCGAAUCGAUUUUUUUUUAUACUGAUUUGUUUACGUGUUAAAUUUACCGAAUGCUUCCUUAGGAACAGUUUCUCUGAAAGAGACUGCCCCAAUAGUCGGGAAAAUAUAACAGAAAACGUCUACGUUUCGUAUUCGUUUGUCUGGAUCAUUGACUGACGUGACCUAAGAAAUUUUAAACUUUCAUGCACAUUUUACCCUGUAUUUCAGUUUCCUUUGAAGAGAAGUCGUGGAAAUAGUCGAUCGAUAGCUUGCCACAAUUAUCUGUUGAUUUUAAUGUAUAUUUCUUCCGACAUCUUUUGGAAAGCGUGAGGGAAAAGUCAAACCACACAACAAAGCGUGACCAAUUCCUAGAAAGAUACGAUAAAUUGUUUAUGAGAGCUUUUCCGAGAAAGAGCUUAAAUUAACUCAAUUUGCAUAUAUACUUUAAUAGCUGAAAUGACUGAGUUCUUAUAAGCUUUUCACCAAGAAAUGGCGCGAGCUUUAGCAAAAUUAUGAUACGAAAAAGAAUAUUUUGAGAUCUAGAAAGAUGAUUCGUUUCAUACUUCCUGGUUGGCACGCCUCAAGGAGUCGUCCGGAAGAGCUCUCAGUUCUCCAUGAAUUAACAAGAAACAAGAAGACGCCCGAGAGCUCAAACAAGAAUUGCAUAUCCAAGCUAAAACGUUUUCUUUGUAAUUUCGCGAGCUUCGCCUAAAAAGGGCAACUGAAGUCGCCAAUGUGUAUUUCAGACAUAACUAGUUGACGCGGGAAUAAUCUUGUCGAGUGGUUCGGGAUGGUAAGUAGCCUUUAAAUUCAAGCUUCGAACCAAGGGUUGAACUUAUUCGUAUUAGGUUCCUAAUUGCACUCUUUGUUUGAAACUAGGAGGGUUCGGAAGUCUUAACGAAUCUUUCAAUAUCGUCGUAGAAUACUGAGAUGCGAUCUUAUUGGACCACUCACGGUGUUAGGCAUCUUCAUUAUUAUGCAACAGUCGCGUAUCCUAGCUGAAGCGUGGAAACUGUGUCCUCAGUAGACUCGGGGAAUAAACUUUGCUGAGAAAACGCCUUCACACGCGAACUUGCAUCGCCGAGAAAAACAAUAAAGCAACUGAUUUAAUAUGUGACUUAGACUCUAAGAAUAGUUAACAGCACGAACGUUGCAAAACCUAGUUGCAUUUGUUACUUGCGGUGACAAAUGUGUUCAAAACACUGACACGACGCUCUCGGUUAUUAGAAUCAGUCUGGUAUAUCAUAAAUAUCGCGAUAUUGUAACUAGAAUAUACGUUUUCUAGACAGGAUUUGUUUCUAACAAGUGCAUAUCAUAAAUCACUGCUGCCGCAUUGAUACCCAGCUCCAUUGUGAACAGCUUUUCAAAAGGUAUACAAUAUUGGUCCACAUCAUCAGAAUAGGCAUUGCUUUGUACAACUGCAGAAGCUUAGGUCAAUUUUAAGAGCGAGAAUUCAAUCUUUCAAACAUGGCAUUACGCAUUGCACCCUGGAGUGGAGUAAAGUAUUCAAAAUUAGGGUCGAAGAAUGCGGAAAGUGGUCAGUAUCGAAUCUUUCUCUAGCAAACCCCGCCUCAUUCUAUGAUGAGAUGAAUGUCAUCAGCCUAACUAAACCCUGUUGAUCAAGCUAUUUACUUACCCGUGGGAAAACGAAUUAAGGGCGUCUAAAUUUAAGGCGAGCUAACUCUGUGUCAAGAGGCAUUGCUCAGGCAAUGCGGAAUUUGUUGCCUUUGUUUUAUUUUAGGGUAAAAUACGAUGUAUUUAGGAUCUUCUCGUUAAUAGAAAGACAAAAAAGGGCAAUGAUAUAAUGAAUGCACAUACGUCUGCGUCGUUGGGUGUAAUUGAAGCGGUGGCUUCGUAACUCACGUCAUUCGUAUCCAAAAACGACAAACAGGGCCGGUCAAAGAAAAACACUUCAAAAAUGUUUGCCGACGGUUCUUCGAGUGAUUUUUGUAAACCUACGUUCUUUUAGCUCAGUGCUGUUUUAGUAAAGAAUUCACACGUAGCUUCGGAGUACCGUCUCCUGGAAAUUUCGGAGCCGCUCCUAGUUCACCUUAUUGGCAACCUUAUAACCUGAAACGUAUCGUGGGCAGCUCUGCUGUGUUGCUGUCUUUCCUCUUUACACUUAUCAGAUAAUCAAAUAAAAGGGGUGAUCAAUGCCGAAAUGAACUGAUUAACAGCUGCAAAUCGUUUCUGCAAACCUUUUCAUAAAAGUCAUCAUCUUUUUAUACGGUUUAGUUUGCUGAGCUAUGCAUGACUAACUAAGGUUCAAGAGCCCCAAAGAGAUUGAAAAGACACAUACUGUAAACCGUUGCUUCCAACUGAGAGGAACAAGAAAUAGUUUGACAUAACAGAGGGUUUGAGUUGGUUGAGGAUAACAAUCAAUAGACUGAUGAAUGCUCUUCAAAAGGAAUGGCUUUAAUUUCGAUUUGGCGAGAAGUCUUCGAAGAACAAGGUCGAGUGAACGAUUUCCUUCUUCCAGAAGCUCGAAAAGUCGAGUCGAAAUUCUUGUUUUGCCAUCUUCUGUACUUAAAUCAGCUUAGCUUUUAGCCAACGUUGAACUGCAAGAACAUGCCAGAAUAAAUGUAUGAUCUGAAUAAUUUUUGAUCUGUAAUUAUUUGUUUGUCUCCAGCGCCUACAGCAUGUGCCUCAACCAGCACUUCUACAACUCCAAAUGUGGCACCUCCGACGAGAGAACACUCCUCAGCAAAGAGAGCGGCUAGAAGUGAUCCUGGCCCGAUGAGGAACAGGCAGAGUAUAGGGGUAAGUGAUCUUGGUUAAAAAGUACGGCGAUCACAGUGGGAUAUUAACAGUUUGUUUAAGGGGCAAACUCUCCUGUCUAGUUUACUUUUCCCAGAGAAACGGCGGUCUAAACAGAGUCAAAUGCUCUCCACACACCUCAUAGUAGACAAGCGAUUACAGUGAGAGAUUCACCGACUGUUUAAGAGAUAAACUACUAGUAAGCUGUCUUUUUCCUAUCACAGAGCAACGGCAGUCAAAACAGAGUCAAAUUGUGGAAAACACUUCACAAAUAUCGUUCAGUCUAUGUCUUUGCAAAACACACAUUAAUUAACUGACCCCAGCUAACUUUAUAGAUCGUUUUAAGGUUGAAAAUAAAGGUUUAUAUCGUUUGAGGAUUGCCGACUUAUAUGGCUAGUUAGAGGCUAGAUCAAUGUCAAAUAGAGUUUAGGAUGGCAAUCUCAGUUGUAUUCAAAUCGGAAGAGUGACACAAAUCUUAAAGCCACAUUUGAAAAAUGCGUUUUGGUUCGUUUAGAAUCGUCCUUCAAACUAUAAAUUUGUGUCCACGAUAAAUACCUUUUAACGCUCUUGAAUUUUACCUUCAAGCAAAACCCAUUGGCAAAACUAAAGGUUACAACAUCAUUGUAAUUAAUUUUUACAUUCGAUUUUAUUGUAUGAUGAUACUUCUUGGAAAAAGGCCCGAUUUGAACAAACCGAAGAUCCAGCGCGUCUGUUGACGAACAGAAACGUUUGUUCAAGGGUGACUCGCUCUUUUUUUGUUUGUUUUUUUUUUUUUUGUGGCCAAAAAUUCAGCGAAAGGUGUAAGAAUAAUGCACGUUUUUUUUUUAAAUCAUCUACCUAAAAAUACAAACAAAUAUUUCCGGGGAAAAAUGCCCCUAAAUUAAAGACGUUCUUGCGUAAUCCAAGACAAUAAACACCCCUUACAACCAAUUCUUGGAAUUCUUAUUAACUAGAAAGCUCAAUUCUGUGUUUAUCUUCAAAACUUCAGAUCACGAGUUAAAAAAAUAACAGACAUGAUAAUUUAUUUUCUUAGAAUGUGGAGAUCUAAAAGCUUUUUAGAAAACAAAAGGAGAAUCGUUCAACUGAAAGAGGAAAUUGAAAGUUUUGUGGUGCGAACCGUUUGUGGUUUCGCUUUCUUUAAGUUCUUCAGUUCGUUUCAGUGUAAUCGUUGUGAAAAUACAAUUGGAUUUGCAUUGCAGCUUAUUUCAGUUUCGAAAGCUGAAUGAAGGACGUCAUAUGAACGGUGAAUCUUUUAAAUUUGUCCGGAUCGUACGGGUUUGUUUGAAUUCAUAGAGAAAGAAAAAUCGCGGGUAAAACUGUAUUAGCAAGUGCAAGUGCGCAACAAUACAAAAAUAUUUUUCGACGACAUUAAUUACCUAUUUCUUUGAAAUAGCGCCCUCGGUUUAACUUUAUUGUGCUAUUCGUGUUUUUCGUAUCUUUUACUGAAUAAAAGCAGGAAAAGCACUCUCUGUUUACUCUGAGCUCUUUCGCUUCCUUGUGAGUGAUCGGAUGAUUUGAGUGAAAGUUUUAGUCCAUUCGUUUGUCCAAGUCCCUUUUUCAUUAAAGACGAAAUGAAAUAAUACCUGAAUUUUACAAAGGGAAACAAUAUGUGGAACUCUGAUGCGCGCCGCUAUAAAAAUGAGGAGUGACUCUAAGUCUAUGCAGCUAAUUGUGGUUCUCUUCGGUGCACCAUAAAUGUACUAUAUUCAGAAUAAUUGACUUUAACUAAAAACUUCCUGUGAAAACACACGCAAGCUUGCAACCUUGGACACAAUUGCAUCACUAAGAAUUUAGUGUUGCAACGCGCUAGAUCCUCAGGGAAUCUAUUUUGGUGAGAGUUCUUCCUCCUUUUCCAUCGCUGUAACCCAUAUUGUCUCCAAGGAACUUAACUCCAUGUUAUUCAAGUCACAUCUGCAUACAUUAGUGCGCCAAACUUACGCAUUAUUUAUUUAUAAAGUUUAUCAUAAAGUUUAUUUUAAAAACUGCGCUUCAUUUGCGAGAUUAUUUUUUACAGCGAGUUUGUCUCUAAGUCAGUGCGGUUUGCUAACGAUUCUUCGUUGUAAAUUAAUCUUUUCCUAACCAUGAACAUCCGUACUCGGUGUUUUUCAGAGUUAAAUGAAAGAGAAACCACACCAAACACUCUCACCCCGUGACUCACCACAUUUUCUCGUUACACAGGAAACACCAAGGAAGGCUCCUUAUUACCCUCUAUCGGGUACUAAACCUUUCAAUGGCUUUGGGUUUUGGCCAACGUUUCACACCUGGCCACAUCUGUUGGAUCACGAUUACAUGACCCCAUGGUUCGACCCAAGGCCUGAAAUGAAAGGUAGAUAUUGCAAACACUAUGCACUUCAGUGUUUAUAAAUCAAGGGAUGGUUUCAUUUAAGUCGCAAAAUGCUCGAAUAACUUAUUCAAGGCUAGAUAAAACUAUUAUGAUUAAUAGCAAUAAAUGGGAGGUUUAUUAGAUCUUCACUGGUGCAUUACACAAAGACUGAAUCUUUCUUGAUUCUAUUUCAGCUCUCGAUGGUUUAUCUUUAAUCUUUGGGUUUUGUUCUUUUCUUUGCGCUAUUUAUGUACACCGCCGAUUUUUCCUUAAUAUUUUCCUCUGCGUUUUGUCAUGCCAUGUAAAUUUUUGGUUUCCUGUUUCCACAAAGCCAUUUUUGUUGCAUCUGAUCAGCUAGAUUUGGUAAGUGCUAUGGUUCGGCAAACUAAAGAAAACUGAUACUAGGAUGCUAUCCCCUUCUGUGUUGAGUGAAUUGUUUUGUUCGACCGCCUCGUUCUGUCUCCAGAUUAAUCUGAUAGCUUCUAGCUGUCCCCAAAAUAGGUAUCACCGAUCUACUACCGCUACUGGAAACGCAGUUCUCAUGCAAAGUACUGACAUUGUCUUGUACCGAACUUUUGGUUUCUUCUUCCUUUAGACAUUGGCGUCAUGACUCAACCAGGUAUUAAACAGGAACCUUUGUCUCCAGAUGAUGGGAUGAUGCCGUCAUGCUCACGCGACCUUAAUGAAUUGGAUGAGGUAAUUCAUCAUGGCCCACCUGCUAAGUAGGAGUGGAGAUAAUUCAUCCAUUCAUCUACUAAUUUUUCGAGCUACUGAAAAAACUUAGUGAACGGACAGGAGGGCUUAAACUGAGCUAAGAAUCACUGUAUUAUUCACCCAAUGCCCUUACCAUUCGGUCUCAAACUUGAAUUUUAAAGUCUGAUUGUAUCCUCUUUAGAGAAGAAGUCUUUUCAAUAGCUAUUCUAGGACACCUUGUGCCUGAAGGUUCUAUAUUUUCUUUAACCCCUUCACUCCCAUGGGUGAUUAAAACAGAAUUUCUCCUUACAUUAUCAAUACAAUAUCAAGCAGACCUGUGAUGAGAAUAAAGAAAAAUAUUAAUUAGGGGAUAAUUAGUUGAUCCAAUACCAAAUUCUCCAAACUAACAUCACAAGAACCAUAUGGCAGACAGUACGAAGAAUUACUAAUGAGAUCUUGGGAGUUAAAGGGUUAAUGCCAGACACUGAAGACACUGAACAGUAGGUUCCUUUUGUUUUCCAGAGUUCUACAGAGGGCGCCAAAGUAAUAGUCAAAGAGGGUACGUUGAUGCUGUGAAGUUGCUUUUAUCAAUAUACUUUCCCGAUUGUAUUCAGCAGUGUUCUAGCUUGCUAACUUAACAGCUAACCUUUCCUUCCUUAUUUCCCUUUUCAGAAGACGAAGUCCCCAGUGAUCAAGAAAUCAUCGAUGUAAGAAAAUUUUACAACUGACACACACUUUGAAGAUGAUAUUCUUAAAAGGGGUAACCCAAUAAGAUCUAUUUUUCCCUUUCUCUGUAGUUGGUGGACCAAAUGUCAGAGCAGAGUGGGUCUUCACUUGACGAAAUGGAAGGAAUGGAGGGUUCCAAUGAUCCUGAACAAGGUAAAAAAAGCCACAAUGACAAUAUAAAGAUCUACAUGUGAAAGUUUCAAAAGCCUCUCAUGUACCUUUCGCUACCAGGAUAAAUCGAAUAGGAAUUUCUCAUAAAGAUGUAAACACAUAUUUAUGUUAAAAAGGAGGGGAUAUUGAUUGAUUUAAACUGAGCUAAAAUGAUCAGAAAUGUAUGGCAGACAGUUCAGAGAACUGAUUUUUACGUGUAGAUGUUGGAGAGGACUGGGUUAAUCUAACGUCUGUUUAAUUUCAUCACUUUAAGCAAAUACCAUUAAGUGUGGUUACGUUGAAUUGUCAAGCAAUAGAGCAGAAUACAAAUCGAAUUUAAAAAAAGUAACAACAAUAAUAACAAAAAAAGAACGAAAAAAAAUUAAAAGAUAAAAGCAGAAGAAAUCUCAUCUGCAAAAAAAAAAGCUUUAAUUUAAAGGUGGUUGAAAAUAAAUCUUGCAUAGCCUUAUCUUACCGCAAGAGAACUGGGAAGAUAAGAAGUUUGCAUGUUUUCUAUCCCCAAUUGUUUUUAUCAGGCUAUGCAAAUGCGGAAUAAUUCCUCUGGUCUUCCCAUAAAAUGUCACCCAAAAAUACACGUGAAUCUAAUGUCACGACUGUAUUCUUUUCUUUUUAUUUCUGCAGAGUUCGCUGACGAGUCUUCUUCUCCAAAGAAGGGCCCUCCAUUGCAGUUGGUCUUGAAGUCCGAGGGCUCAACUAACUAUGGGAAUGAAUACUCUGCUACCCUUCCUUUGACACCAGACUCCACUAGGGAAAUUUUAAGCGUCAUUAACAGAUCGUAAGACAGUUAAGAACUCUUGUCGAGAUUUAAGUCAGUACAGUAAGCUUUAAUAAGCAAAGGGAAUGAAUUUUCUCACGUGAUAUAGGAAAGCAAAAUAAAUGAUUAUAAGAAGGCAACUUAUGACCGGCAUGAGUGACCAUCCUCUUCAGUGGAUGCCGGCCCAAAGGCGACAAACGUAGUGACUGCCAAGACUUCUAUCUUCGUAGGUUUUGUGUCAUUUUUGUUCAGGUUUAGCAGUUCCCUAUGCUCACAGAUUGUUUGAUAUAGUAAGAAUCCGGUAAAUAAUGUAUUUGAAAUUGAAUUAGGUUGAAUGGUAGAUACAUCAGCGACCGUUUUAGAAUUUAAACCUCUCUGUCAUAUAACUCUUUCAAGGAAAGCUCAGAUUUUCUAGAAAUGAUCACUUCUAUCGAAAAAUUAGUGGUGAUUCAUCUUCAAUCACCCGCAGAUAUUUUACCACCAAUGUGUACAUGCUUGGCAUGUGCUGGCACAAAGCAGUUCUUGGAUUAAGUGGCAGCCAUCACCAAAUUUAGAAAGAGUUU
Molecule: messenger RNA, 9072 nt
Organism: Pocillopora meandrina
Lineage: Eukaryota; Metazoa; Cnidaria; Anthozoa; Scleractinia; Pocilloporidae
Source: the annotation of a GenBank genome assembly